Messenger RNA from Verticillium dahliae VdLs.17, 2901 nucleotides. Its product is annotated as karyopherin. The transcript is spliced from 6 exons. Gene Ontology annotation, biological process: protein import into nucleus. The record is from RefSeq and is a predicted model, not a curated record. Gene Ontology annotation, cellular component: cytoplasm; nuclear membrane. Bases 1 to 2901 code for a protein of 966 amino acids. Gene Ontology annotation, molecular function: small GTPase binding. Lineage: Eukaryota; Fungi; Ascomycota; Sordariomycetes; Glomerellales; Plectosphaerellaceae.
AUGGCUGCAAACGGUGCGCAGGGAUCGUACACUCCCGAGAAUGUGCUUGCGGCGGUAGUCACCAUGCGCGGUGGGGAGCGAGAGGCCAAGAAGCAGGCGCACGAAUACCUGGAGCGCUUUCAGAAAUCGAAAGAUGCUUGGCCGCUCGUCAUUGGCAUCCUGCAGUCUGAUGCCGAUGCUGAGGCGAAGCUGUUUGCAGCCACCACGAUGCGCGGAAAGCUCACAUAUGACCUUUCGACCGAUAUUUCGGAUUCGGAGCUUCCUGCGCUUAGGGAGCAGAUCCUCCUACUCCUGAAGCACUAUGCAUCCGGUCUCAGGCCGAUCAGAGUCCAGCUCUGCGUUUGCUUGGCAGUCCUCGCUAUACAUAUGAAAGACUGGAAGGAUGUCCUCCCCGUCGUCGUGUCGGCACUGGAAGGACCCCAGAGUCAUACCGCCGUUCUCGACUUCCUUCGCGUGCUUCCCGAAGAAGUCACCGAAGGCCGCAAGAUCACCCUAUCAGAAGAAGAGUUGUCUGAGAGGACGAAAGAGCUACUGGGCGAUAAUGCGGAACGAGUGGUCCACCUACUUGUCAACUAUGCACAAGCAUCAGCCAAACCAGCCGACGACCCUCUGCUGAUGGAGUGCAUCACGUCGUGGCUGCGCGAGGUGCCCGUGAAUACCAUCGUUCGCUCACCGCUGUGCGACGUUAUUUUUAAUGGCAUUUCCGGCGACUCACCCAGGGAGGCUGCGGAGACCGUUUGCACGAUCCUCCGAGAGACAAGAGAUGUCGACGAUAACCAAGACACCAUCCAGCUCCUUCUUUCCCGGAUCCUUCAAUUGCAACCUAGGAUUGAGAAGGCUGUAGCCGAGGAGGAGACGGAGACAUAUGAAGCCUUGACGAAGAUUCUCGCGACUGCUGCCGAAUCAUGGGUCGUAGCCAUUGUGCGCGAGCCAGGCCACUUCAGGCCUAUCGUCGACGCUGUUCUCGAAUGUGCUGCCCGCGACCGAGACCGUGAGGUCAUCGAGCACACAUUCGACUUCUGGUACGAGCUCAAGCAGUACCUUGUUUUGGAUAUCUACAUUGAGGCGAGGCUUCAGCUCGUGGAUGUCUACGGCAAACUUGUGGACGUCCUCUUCAACCACCUCCGAUACCCAGAAGGGAACGAAAACGACCUGUUCGAGGGUGAUCGUGAGGCCGAGGAAAGAUUCCGCGAAUUCAGGCACCGCAUGGGUGAUACGCUUAAGGAUGCCUGCGCCGUCAUGGGAGUGACGGACUGUCUGACCAAGGUCCUUAAUGGCAUCAAGACGUGGUCAGCGGAGAGAAGCACCACCACUUCGGCCCCUGGUGUAGUACCGCACUGGCAGGAGCUCGAGGCACCCCUAUUCGCCAUGCGCGCCAUGGGCCAAAUGGUUCCAAAGGACGAGAAUAUUGUCCUGCCUCAACUGAUGCCUCUCCUGGUGGAGGUGCCCAACCACGAAAAGCUCCGGUUCGCAACCAUCAUGAUUCUAGGCCGCUAUACCGAAUGGACAGCCGAGCACCGCGAAUACCUUGAGCCGCAAUUCACCUAUAUUGUCUCUUCCUUCCACACCGAUUCUAAGGAGGUUGUCAGGGCGGCGGCCAUGGCGAUCAAGUAUUUCUGCACUGAUUGCAGAGAACUUCUUAGCGACCAAGUUCUCCAACUCCAGACCUUCUACGAUCAGAUUCUUGACAAGCUUCCCGACAUGAGCCAGGAAGAGAUCACAGAGGGUGUUGCGAGCGUGGUUGCCGUCCAGCCUGAGGCUGAGAUGUACAAGCUGCUUAAGCUGUACUGUGAUCCGCUCGUCGCCAGACUGAUGAACAAGGCCAACAAUGCUACCACUGAGGAAGGCAAGGUGGCUUUGGCAGACCACGUGCAGCUGAUCACCAUCUUCGUCCAAAUCGUCAAGCCGUACUCUGCUCCUGGAGCCGAGAACCAGGCAGUCAAAUACUGGCAAGAGGUCUUCCCUGUGCUCGCAAAGAUUGUCGAGAACUUCCUCGACUUUGUGCCCAUUUGUGAGCGGAUCUGCCGAUGCUGGCGCAACAUGAUCAUCUCGUACAGGACGGCCAUGACACCACUGCUGCCGGAGCUGGCAAACAAGCUGGCCAGCGGAUUUGCCGCCUCCAGGCAAGGCGCAUUCCUUUGGGUUACCGCGGCCAUCAUGCGCGAGUUCUCCGAGGAGCGCGAGCAUGUCGACCAGGCCAUCACUCAGAGCAUUUACUCCUUCUUCGAGGCCCAAGCCACGACUUUCUUGCGCGUGCUCAACGAGUUGCGGCCUAGUGAGCUCCCCGACGUCAUUGAGGAUUUCUUCCGUCUCCUCAUUGAUGCACUGCUCUACUUCCCCCACAGGCUCAUCCCUUCGGAGCUGCUGCUUCCGAUUUACGAGGCCGCCAUCUAUGCCCUUACACUCGAGCAACGCGAUCCGCUGUCGGCUACUCUCCACUUCCUGCGGGAUCUUUUGACAUACGGCGGUGACAACCCGGCCACCUCGGACAAGCUGCCAGCGGACGUUGCAGCGAAGAUUCAGGAAAUGGUCAAGAGCCUCCUCGGCAGCCACGGCGAAAAGCUCGUCAAGCAGGUGCUGGCUGGCAUGAUGAUCACAUUCCCUCGCGACUGCUUCGCCGACGGUAGCGGUGUGUUGCUCUCCAUGUUCGAGCUCCUCCCCGCAGAGACGACUGUCUGGGUCGAGCGAACGCUGCAACUGUUGCCCCAGGGCACCGUGACGCCUGCCGAGGCGAACAAGCUUAUGAUCAAGAUCAAGGAGCGCAUCGGCGGUGACCAGAACAACAUGCGCCAGGUCAGGGCCCUUCUGCAAGACUUUACCAACACAUACCGCCGGCGAUAUGUCGCACCUCGCGACGGGCUCGGUCAACUCGAGGCAGAUCGUUUCCGCUUCAACCGCUAG